AUGACUUCUGAUUCAACUACUUCAGAAACUUCAAAUUUCAAGUUUAUUCAAAGAAGAUUUAUCAAGCGUCCAGAUGAUAAAGCUUACAAAGAGAGUAUUGAGUCCUUGAAACAAGAGAUCAAGAAAUUGGACUUGGCAAGCAAUGAGUUGACUGCUCAAAUUGCCAAGUACCAAAUUGAUCAAAAAGUUAUGGAUGAAAGAAAUCGUUUGACUGGUGAGUUGAAAGCGCUUAUUGCAAAGCAAUCGGGCUCAAAAAAUGAAAGAAAUGCCCUCAAUGCUCAAAUUAAAGCAAUCGAUGCUCAAAUGAAGAAAAAAAUUGCCGAGAUUAAUCAGCAAACUUCAAAGAAUAACUUCAAGAGUAUUGCCGAAAUUGAUGAGAGAAUUAACAGUUUGGACAAAUUGAUUGAUGCUGGUGACUUAAAAUUAGUUGAUGAGCGUAAAUACGUAAAAGAGAUGAGCUCAUUACGUAAAUUGCGUAGAGAUUUUGGCUCAAUUGAACAAACUCAAGCUUCUAUCGAUCAAGAUAAGGCCAAGAUUGCUGAUUUGAAAAAGAAAAUUGCUGCUACUCACAAUAAAGAGUUAAACGCUGAGUUUGAUGCUAUUCAAAAGAAAUUGGAUGAUAUUAAUGAAUCCAAUAAACUGAUUAUUUCAAAAAGAAAUGUAAUUUACGAUAAAAGAAAUGAGAUCAAAAAGCAAAGAGAUGGUUUGUACGACGAAAUUAGAAAAGUAAAGGGUGAAUUUGAUGAGAAGUUUGCCAACUUCAAAAAACAAAUGGCCGAAGAGAAACAAAAGAGAGAAGAAGAAAUGAAGGCUCAAAUUGAAGAGGAGAAAAAGGCUAAAUUAAAGAGAAGAGCUGAAAAGGAAUUGGCAGAAGCUUCUAUACCUGCAUUUACUAAGGAGAUCAAUACGAUCCAUCGUUUGUUGACUUAUUUCGAUCCAUCUUAUGUUAAGCCAACAACAACAACAGCAGCAAAGGAAAUGUCUCAAACAAUGAAUGGUAAAUCUAUUCCAUCAUCCACCAAUAAUGCUAUUAGAACUAUUGAAUUCCCCGAGGACUUGGUCAUUGUUAAAAAGGAACAAGAAGAUUUCUUUGUUGGUUCUAAGAAGAAGAACAAAGGUAAGAAGCAGUCUAGUACCAAGCCUAAGAACUUCAAUGUUGCGCCAGAUGUUGUUGUUGGUUUAAGUGAUUUGACUAUUCCGUUCCCAACCAAGGAAGAAGAUGUUCCUGAAACCAUCAAGACUUUGAAAGAAGCCUUGGUAGCUUUAGAAGAGAAACAAGAUGAACAAACAAAGAUAAAUAUUGAACGGGCACAAGCCAGAAUUGCUAAAUUUGAAGUUGAAGAAGUCGAGUUGGAGGGUGAGGAAGAAGAAGAGUAG
Molecule: messenger RNA, 1377 nt
Organism: Lodderomyces oxycetoniae
Lineage: Eukaryota; Fungi; Ascomycota; Pichiomycetes; Serinales; Debaryomycetaceae
Gene: BFR1
Product: Bfr1p
Exons: 1
Coding region: 1-1377 (458 amino acids)
Biological process (GO): intracellular mRNA localization
Cellular component (GO): nuclear outer membrane-endoplasmic reticulum membrane network; endoplasmic reticulum; ribonucleoprotein complex
Molecular function (GO): mRNA binding
Source: RefSeq, a predicted model, not a curated record